UCAGUCCACAGGCUGAUGCUCUAUCUACUGAGCCAAACCAGCUAGAGCUCACAUUAUGUCUUUAUUAAUUGUGCAAACUGGGAAGCUGAUAGUUAUAGAAAUUAGAAAGCUUGUAUUUUCUGCAUUUGAAUACCAAGGUUGCCAUGAUUGUUUUACGUAUUCUGUUCAUUUGUUUCUUACCUACUCAAUGACAUUGACUGUGUUUCUUCACAGAAACUUGCAGGGAAAUGCUAUUUCUUACAUCGGAAAAGACACAUGGAAGUCAUAUCAUUUGGUUGAGAAACUAAAUCUCAGUGGGAAUAAUUUGAGAGAAUUACGUAAAGAAUCAUUUGAAGGCCUGCAUUCCCUCCAAUAUUUGGACUUGUCCUGCAAUAAAAUAGAAUUUAUAGAAAGAAACACAUUUGAAUCAUUACCUCUUUUACAGUAUAUAAAUCUUGGUUGUAAUUUAAUCACAAAAGUGAACUUUGGAACAUUUCAGACCUGGCAUGGAAUGCAGCUAUUACAUAAGUUAAUUCUCCACCACAAUCCCCUGAUGAUGAUUCAAGACCCAUAUCUUUUUAAUUUGCCAUCGUUGAACUAUUUAGACCUAGGAACAACACAGGUGACAUAUACAACACUUGAUGACAUUCUCAUUGCGACUCCUGAAUUAGAAAAACUUAUCUUACCUACACAUUUGGGCUGCUGCCUCUGCCAAUUUAAACAGGAUAUUGAGGCUGUCACCAAGUCAGUCAAACUGCAUUGUGAUACGGAAUGUAGGGCCAACACACCUUGUGAUGAAGAACUCUUAAUAGAAGGAAUGCUCAUGAAAGUAUUACAAGGCCGGCAGAACACCAGCACUGAGCUGACAAUUGAGCCAGAGAAGGCACCCUCAAACAAAAAGAGUGACACUUCCUCAUCCCUUAUGAGUGAGCAGCUAGACUUUAAAGAUAAAAGUGAUGUUUUUAGUGCACUAAGUUACCUGUUGCCUUAUUUCUUGGAGGGAAAUCUAGAAAAUAUAGAAUCAACUUUAUUACCAUUUAUUAAAUUCCCUCUUUUGAAUGUACAUGAUGCAGAUAUGCCCCUGAAUCAUUUGAAAAACAACAGAGGGAAUCCCUCUCUUUAACCUGAACUUAACCAUUCAAGUUUCAAAAAUUAACCAAGGAAACUCUAUUUUCUGGCAUAGGCUUUGUGAUGAAACUGCUCACUGAGCAGCAGGAAGUAAAGGUGCCCAACUCAGAAUGGGAUUCGGAACAAU
Messenger RNA from Pipistrellus kuhlii (Kuhl's pipistrelle), 1234 nucleotides. RefSeq names its product leucine-rich repeat-containing protein 37A3. Gene Ontology annotation, molecular function: protein binding. The record is from RefSeq and is a predicted model, not a curated record. NCBI's taxonomy places the organism in Eukaryota, Metazoa, Chordata, Mammalia, Chiroptera, Vespertilionidae. Bases 56 to 1102 code for a protein of 348 amino acids. The transcript has 8 exons.